GUAUCCUAUAAGGAGGGUUAUAGUAACCUACUCAAUUGUCUCAAGUUAAACCAAUGUUUAAGAUUUAAAUUACUUGUGUCAAGCAUAUACUUAAUUGGUAACGAUUGAUGCUUGAUUUGGUAUGGCAAGAAAUUUGGCAUGUCACUUUAGGAAGUGGGCUUGUACUUACAAACACAGAAAUGAAAUUUCUGUUAUCAGCCAUGAAAAAGGAUACUGUACUGCAAAAGAUCAGAAUGAGGACCAAGAUACAAUUAAAGCUUCUUCACAAGAAAGUGAUAAAGAGAAGAGAAGUAUUGGGAUAAAGCAGCAAAUACUACAGGCUUCAUUGCCUUUGGUUGAAGUUCAUGGUUGGACAAAAGCCGCCUUAAGUGCAGGUGCGGAACAGCUAGGCUAUCCUGGUGUGGCACAUGGACUGUUUCCUAAAGAAGGAGUUGAGAUUGUCGAAUAUUUUUAUCAUAAAUCAAAUGCAGCUCUAGUCAGUUCCCUUUCACAGCUUGCUAAGGAAUAUGAAUGUGAAAUCAAACCGAAUAAGCCUUCCAAAAACAUAAUUUUAAGAGGUGUUGAAACACGCUUAAGAAUGAUACUCCCCUUUAAAGAAAAAUGGCCUGAAGCUCUUGCACUGAUGACUUUACCUCCAAAUAUACCUAUAGCUCUUGCUAAUUUACUAACCAUUGUUGAUGACAUUUGUUAUUUUGCUGGAGACAGGUCAAUUGACAUGAGCUGGUAUGGCAGGAGGUUGGCUUUAGCUGGCAUAUACAAAACAACAGAGUUAUACAUGCUGUCUGACAGUUCCAUGGAUCAUCAGAAAUCCUGGGAAUUUCUUAGAAGAAGAGUUGAUGAUGCUAUACAAUUAGAAGGUAUUGUCAGAACUUCUGAAAAUGCUGGCAUUUUUGCUAAGGAUUUCGCAACUGCUACCUUUACCACAGCUAGAAAUAUCUUAGGACUUAAUUGGAACAGAUAACGCUAUACAUGAAGAUAGUAUUAAUUCACUUUUAAAGUGUUAAUAGAAUUUAUGAAGCUUGUUUGUUUUUUAAAUAUCAUUUUAUGUAUUUCUAAAGAAAUACAUAGUUAGUUUACACAUAAAGAUGCCUUGUUUAAUUAAUUGUUAGAGUAAUAAUUAAAUUGAAAUGUUUUUUUAAUGCCUUUGUGAUCAAGUUCUUUAAACACCCAAAUAAAAUUAAAACUUAAAUCCUGAUAUAUAUAAGAAAGUGAAAUAUCUAUUCCAACAUCU
Nezara viridula (southern green stink bug) is the source of this 1231-nucleotide messenger RNA. Lineage: Eukaryota; Metazoa; Arthropoda; Insecta; Hemiptera; Pentatomidae. The record is from the annotation of a GenBank genome assembly.